CUAUAAAUUCGGAGGGAAAACCUCUCCGAAUCUCCAAACUCCUCCAAUGGCGACCGCGCGCGUCUCCCUCAUCCUCCUCGUCGUCGUCCUCGCCGCCUCCGCCUGCGCGGAGGGGCUCCGGCUGCCCCGCGACGCCAAGUUCCCCGCGGCGCAGGCCGAGCGGCUCAUCCGCUCGCUCAACCUGCUGCCCAAGGAGGCCGGGCCAACCGGCGCCGGGGAUGUCCCCAGCGUGGCGCCCGGCGAGCUGCUUGAGCGGCGGGUCACGCUGCCCGGGCUCCCCCAGGGGGUCGGCGACCUCGGCCACCACGCCGGCUACUACCGCCUCCCCAACACGCACGACGCGAGGAUGUUCUACUUCUUGUUCGAAUCGAGGGGGAAGAAGGAGGAUCCCGUCGUGAUCUGGCUCACCGGAGGCCCCGGAUGCAGCAGCGAGCUGGCCGUCUUCUACGAGAAUGGCCCGUUCACCAUCUCGAACAACAUGUCGCUUGCUUGGAACAAAUUCGGCUGGGACACGAUUUCAAAUAUAAUUUUUGUUGAUCAACCCACUGGAACUGGAUUUAGCUAUAGCUCUGAUGAUCGUGAUACUCGUCAUGAUGAGACAGGCGUCAGCAAUGACCUAUAUAGCUUUCUUCAGGUGUUCUUUAAGAAGCAUCCAGAGUUUGCAAAGAAUGACUUCUUUAUAACCGGAGAAUCUUAUGCUGGGCACUACAUUCCAGCAUUCGCAAGCCGGGUUCACCAAGGAAACAAAGCAAACGAGGGCAUUCACAUAAACUUGAAGGGUUUUGCGAUCGGUAAUGGCCUCACGGAUCCAGCAAUCCAGUACAAAGCUUACACCGAUUAUGCAUUGGACAUGAACCUUAUUAAAAAAUCAGAUUACGACAGGAUCAACAAGUUCAUCCCACCAUGUGAAUUUGCAAUAAAGCUUUGUGGUACCAAUGGGAAAGCAUCUUGCAUGGCAGCAUACAUGGUCUGCAAUUCUAUUUUCAGCUCCAUCAUGAAGCUUGUUGGGACAAAGAAUUACUAUGACGUUAGGAAGGAAUGCGAAGGGAAACUUUGCUAUGAUUUCUCAAACUUGGAGAAGUUUUUUGGAGAUAAAGCAGUCAAAGAAGCAAUUGGAGUUGGCGACCUUGAAUUUGUCUCAUGCAGCACUACUGUUUAUCAAGCAAUGCUGACAGACUGGAUGAGAAACUUGGAAGUUGGCAUCCCAGCUCUACUUGAGGAUGGGAUCAAUGUGCUUAUAUAUGCUGGAGAGUAUGAUCUUAUAUGCAAUUGGCUUGGAAACUCGAGGUGGGUCCACUCGAUGGAAUGGUCUGGCCAGAAAGACUUUGUAUCAUCUCAUGAAUCGCCAUUUGUAGUAGAUGGUGCCGAAGCUGGUGUUUUGAAGAGCCACGGGCCACUCAGCUUCCUCAAGGUCCACAAUGCUGGUCACAUGGUUCCAAUGGACCAACCCAAAGCUUCCCUGGAAAUGCUGAGGAGAUUUACUCAAGGGAAACUCAAGGAGGAAUGGCUUGCCGAGCUUCCUGAGCAACCGAUGUAUGCUGCGAUGUGAUAAAAAUACAACUGAAAUAGUCUAAUAGGUAGUUUGAGUUGCCGUUUCACGGAGUGCCUGAAGCUUCAUGUUUCCUUUUUUACCCUCUUUCUUUUUCCCAAUGUAUCAACUGAAUGCAUAAUUCUGAAAAUAACGUUGGAACCGCGAUGUAACUAAAGUUCCACUCAUGUACACUGCAAAUGAAAAAUCAAAUACAUGGAGGGGAAAUGUUUCAAAGGCC
This is a messenger RNA of Oryza sativa Japonica Group (Japanese rice), 1769 nucleotides long. The record is from RefSeq and is a predicted model, not a curated record. Lineage: Eukaryota; Viridiplantae; Streptophyta; Magnoliopsida; Poales; Poaceae.